UUUAUAAUUUGGUGCUGAUCAAUAAAAUUCAAUAUGAAAUACUGAUCUUAUUUUUCCAAAUGACUAGCUUUCUACGAUCAAUGUAUUUACUUGACCCAAAUUAAUUUUAAAUAUAUUUUUUAUCGUCAUAAAAAUACAGAUUGAAAUAAAUAAAAACAAUUGGUUUUUGAAGGCACAGUUAAUAAGUUUAAAUACUUUUUUACAAUUAACAAGUACAGCAACAUAAAUCGUUGUUACUUUGUAAUUUAUAAGUCUAAAAGGCUUUGAAAAUGGCGGAAUGGAAGCAUUUAAUAACAGAAUGGUUCAAUGAAUAUGCUGUUUUAAGAGAAAAUGAGAUCAAAAGCUUUGCUGCUGAACAUGAGCAUAACCAUGAAAUUGCAACAGCAAUUUUCAAUUUACUCUACAGUGAAGACGAAAGUGAGAACCAAGUGAAAGGUCAAAGAAAUGAAGUAGAUCAACAGAUGCUUGAAAAUGUUUGCAUACAACUAUUCAGUUUCUACAGAUCUAAAGAGGUUGAAUUGCAAAGAUUUACAUUACAGUUUGUUCCCACUUUAAUUUACACAUACCUCAGUAAUGUUGCCCAAGGCAAUAGUAAAGCAUGCCGGUGUAUAGAAACAUUACUCAUUGGUCUUUAUAACUUUGAAGUGGUUGAUGAAAAUGGUAAACCAAAAGUUGUGUCAUUUAGGUUGCCUUCAUUGGCGCAGGCCUCUAUAUAUCAUGAGCCAUUAUCCCUUGGAUCUCAGUUCCUAACAGAAAGUGCUCUCCGACGAUGGGAAGAGUGUAAUACUAAACUUGUAAGAUGGGGACCACAUGCUCAAGUGGAGACAAUAAAUGCACAAAACCGCCUUAAAGUCAUGGCUGCUCUAUUAUUUAUUUAUAAUGGUCAACUGAGCUUACUGCCUAAACUCUCUUUACGCCAUUUCUGUAUUGCUGCAUCUCGAAUAGUAACACAAGGUUUUAAUAAGAAACCUGGCACCAAAUCUAUUCAAAGGAUACCCGUGUCCUCAAAUUUCAUGUUGGAGAUGAUUGAGGGUGCAUAUUAUGCUAUGUUCAAUGAAUUUUACACAUUUGCUCUUCAAGCUGUUAAGGACAUAGAUCAGAGGGCCCAGUAUGAACUGCUGCCAGAUGUGAUGUUAGUCACUAGCGCUGUUAUUAAUUCAUUAAUGAAUAACCCAACGGGUCAACCCUGCGAUGGACCUAUGGGUAUAAGUGUGGCGCUAUCCCCAGCUACAACUACAGUUACUAUGUCUAAAUCUAUGAUAACAAAUGCAUCAUUCCGUACGAAAAAAUUACCAGAUGACAUUCCAAUCCAGGCCGGUCAAGCCGUUUCGACGGAUUCAGCCGAAAUGCUGACAUCCAUAACAGAAGAAGGCGAAGAUACUCCCAUGCAACGCGGCGCUGUGAGGAGCUCCAAACCACGACACGGCGGGCUGCUCAGCAAGAAGAAAGAUAUCAAAGACAAGACGAAUGAUAAGAAAACACCAACACAAAAGGGGAUCUGGAACAGCCUGAGUGGUGGUGGAGACAUGGUCGACGCGAACGCUGACGGCUUCGAAGCCAACGGAAGCGUUAAGGACGAAAUUUCGAUGACGUCAGUUCAGAAUAGUUCAGAAAAUUCGGACUCGCGAUCCCAGGUGACCACGGAUUCUUUGGACAUGGAGACGCCGCGGUUUGCCGCGAUGCAAGUUAGCUCUGUGUGAAGUGUGACGUCAUCAUACGUACCUAUUAGCUCUUACCAUGUUACGGUGUUUGGUUGCAAGUUUAGCGUUCAGCUAAUUAACAUUACAAUAGCUUGUACACGUGUUGGUUUGACUUGUGAUAGAUGUAAAAAUAGUUAAUGUAGUCCUAUCCGUUGUAUGGAUGAUAUGAUUCUAAAUUAAUAUAUUCUUAAAAAGUU
Molecule: messenger RNA, 1897 nt
Organism: Danaus plexippus (monarch butterfly)
Lineage: Eukaryota; Metazoa; Arthropoda; Insecta; Lepidoptera; Nymphalidae
Gene: Hyccin
Product: hyccin
Exons: 8
Coding region: 270-1700 (476 amino acids)
Biological process (GO): protein localization to plasma membrane; phosphatidylinositol phosphate biosynthetic process
Cellular component (GO): plasma membrane
Source: RefSeq, a predicted model, not a curated record